Molecule: messenger RNA, 1319 nt
Organism: Saccostrea cuccullata (small rock oyster)
Lineage: Eukaryota; Metazoa; Mollusca; Bivalvia; Ostreida; Ostreidae
Product: ferric-chelate reductase 1-like
Exons: 5
Coding region: 65-916 (283 amino acids)
Cellular component (GO): membrane
Source: RefSeq, a predicted model, not a curated record
AUAAGCACACAGGGCAAAUUUUAUACCAUCAGAACUAGGAACUAAAAAAAUAAACUUCGACAACAUGAUCCGAAGCUACAUUUAUUUGGCCAUACUUGGUGCAUUAUUCUGUAAAUAUUCCGUUUUCUGCUACCCACAGGGCGCUCCUAUCCGGACCGAGUCCUGCAUUAAUCUACAGCCGAUACACGUGGACCCGCUCACCAAACAACAGGUUCAGAACCAACAGGGGAACACCAAACCUUACAGGAUCCUGGUCAGUCAGCAACAGUACCAGUCCUGUACAACGGUACAACAAUGCGGCCUCCAACCACUGCAAGUAUCGAUAAAUGGACAAGGAGGUUUGUUUCGUGGAUUUAUCAUCCAAGCUCGCACAGUAAGUGGAGGAAAAAGGUCAUGGGGUCAAUUCAUUCCGCUACAAACUGGAGAUUCCAAGGUCAUUCAAUGUCAGAAUGGUUUGACCUUGACUCACACAGCUAACAAUGAUAAAAACAUCGUGCGAUUCGCCUGGAUACCGGAGCCGGGAAUGCGCGAGCAGGUUCAGUUUGUAGCUACGAUUGUUCAGAACCUUCGUACUAUAUACCCCGGUGUCUACUCUGCUCAACUUCGUCCUAUUGGUGUACCUCGCCCAACAACACCCAAACCGCUACUGACUACUAACACGCAGGCGCAAACUACCAGCAUUGUUAUCACUACUAGCACCACCACUACUAAAUUUACUACCAAAACUACUACAAUGCCUACUACAACCUACUCAGCUGUGACGUCAACAGCAAAACCAGUUACGUCAUCUCCUAAAUUAACCACUACUAGUUCCCAACCUUCACAAACAGAAAGGACAGACGUACCUGGAAGUGCCUCAUAUAAAACAGCUGGAAUUAUCUCUCUUGUGACAUCCGUCAUCGCCAUACUUCUGUAGAUGAAUGAAAACACACAGCUACAACACGAAAUCCAAUGAAAAAUGCAUUUCAUAUUCUCUUUUGAUGUGUUAAAAUUUAAAAUUAAAGCUAACAUUAAUCAUUGAGAGACUAUUUUAUAGUUUAUUGAAAGAUGACAACUGAAUAAACAUGUUUUAUUUGAAAGGUGUGCUUGUAAAUACUCAAUUUUCUGCUUUCUAGUGCUUAGGAAUGCUUAAUACUUGUAUCAGAAAAAAAGAUUUUUAAUGAUGUUUUAUAUUACCUUAGUUUAUAUACAUGUACAAGCUCAAAAGACUAGUUUCAUUUGGAUAUACAUGUAUUCUCAUGAUGUAUGCAUCUGAACAUUAAAAGUGCACAUUGUCAUGUUCAUCAAAUUUAUGCAAGAUUUCAUAACUAAUAAAUAAA